This is a messenger RNA of Hyposmocoma kahamanoa, 3435 nucleotides long. RefSeq names its product probable ATP-dependent RNA helicase kurz (gene kz). Gene Ontology annotation, biological process: maturation of SSU-rRNA from tricistronic rRNA transcript (SSU-rRNA, 5.8S rRNA, LSU-rRNA). Gene Ontology annotation, molecular function: RNA binding; ATP binding. Lineage: Eukaryota; Metazoa; Arthropoda; Insecta; Lepidoptera; Cosmopterigidae. Bases 1 to 3435 code for a protein of 1144 amino acids. The transcript has 20 exons. Gene Ontology annotation, cellular component: nucleolus; intracellular anatomical structure. The record is from RefSeq and is a predicted model, not a curated record.
AUGGGGAAGCGACGGUAUAAUGCUAAGGCGCGACAAGUGGUGAAAACUAACAUCGACAAUACGCAAACAAAUGAGAUCAAAGUAGAAUUUCAAAACAAAGAAUAUGGCUCGUCAGAUGCAAGCAACCUCCUGGUGUUACCAACCAAAAAGCGUCAGACAAAAAUUGUUAAAGAUAAACAUGAGAAAAUCAGAAUUUUAUCCAAACAACAGAGAAAAAAGUUGGAGAAAAUUGUUGAUAAGCGAAAGAAAAAAGAGAAUAGAGCUGCCCUCCUGGAAUCCCUUUCACAAGUUCAAGCCACUCCUGAUGAAGUGAAACAAAUGACAACCAUCUCUGCAAUGCAGACUAUUGGUUUGAGGAAACUCGUUGAUUAUGGACUUGACUCUCCAGUACAGGAGAGUGCUGGCAAGAAUGAAACUAAGAAAUUUAGUAGCAUAGCUGGAGCUAAAAAACGUCUUCGUCUUUUGAAAAUGGAUUUGGAGAAGUCAAAAAAAGCAAAAUAUGAUCCAAAUGUUGUUGGUCUAGAUCAGUCAUCAUCGGAUGAGGAAAGCAUAGAUUCUGACAGCGAAGAAGAGAAUGUUGUCAAAGUGGUAGAAAAUGGUGGAAAUGAAGUUGAAAAUGAGGAUAUAGUGAUUGAGAAUGGAAAAGAUGGAGUUGACACUAAAAUAGAAACAGAUAGGAAUGUUAUGGAUCAAAUAGAUUUAACAAAAUCUGACAAUGACAAUUUAAACAAAUUAAUAAAAGAAAAUACAAAAAUGGACAAAAAUGCAGAAACUAAAUUAAAAACAGAUACAAAAGAUUCUUUAUUGGCACCAACAAAGCAUAUUGAAGUGAAAAGAGACCCUAAAAUACAGGUAGCAAGAUUGAAAUUGCCUAUUCUGGGCGAAGAACAAAGAGUGAUGGAGUUGAUUAAUGAAAAUGAAUUUUUAAUUGUGGCUGGUGAAACAGGCAGUGGAAAAACAACUCAAAUACCCCAGUUUCUAUACGAAGCUGGAUACGCCGAAACCAAAAUGAUAGCAAUAACAGAGCCACGUCGAGUAGCUACUGUAGCCAUGUCUUCACGAGUCGCCUAUGAAUUAGGAUUGACCAGUAAAGAAGUGUCAUAUCUGAUGCGUUUUGAGGGGAAUGUUAGUAAAGAUACGAAGAUUAAAUUUAUGACUGAUGGUGUCCUCCUUAAGGAAAUUCAAUCCGACUUCCUAUUAAGCAAGUAUUCAGUGGUGAUAAUCGAUGAAGCGCAUGAACGAAGUGUCUAUACAGAUAUUCUAAUAGGUUUAUUGUCCAGAAUAGUCCCUCUGAGGAGGAAGAGAGGGAAUCCUCUGAGGUUGAUUAUUAUGUCUGCAACAUUGCGAGUUGAAGAUUUUACAGAAAACAGUAGAUUGUUCAAGGAACCUCCGCCUCUCAUUAAGAUUGACUCUAGGCAGUUUCCAGUGACAGUGCAUUUCAACAAGCACACAUACAAUAACUAUUUAAAGGAAGCAUUCAAGAAGACGGUUAAAAUACACACACGACUGCCUGAAGGGGGCAUUCUCAUUUUCGUCACGGGUCAGCAUGAGGUGAGGUACCUAGUCCGCAAGUUAAAAUCAUCGUUCCCGUACCGCAAAGACGUGGACUACUCCAAGCAGAUAUCGAAGACCAAGAAUGUCGCCGAGGCAGACGCUGCCUUGGAUUCGGAACCUGACGAUAUACAAUCUGACGAUGAUGAGGCACUUCUCUUCCAAAAAUAUUGUGAAGAAGAUUUGCUAACUCCAGAGAUAAAAUCUUGCCGCCAGCCCCUAUGGGUAUUACCUCUAUACUCCAUGCUCAGUUCAUCGAAACAAGCAAAAGUGUUUUACCCACCGCCAGUGGGCGCAAGACUGUGCAUUGUUAGCACUGAUGUGGCGGAGACCUCACUUACUAUACCCGCCAUUAAAUAUGUAGUUGAUACUGGAAAGAAGAAAAUGAAGGUGUACGACCAUACAACAGGCGCAAGCGCCUGGCGCGUCGUGUGGACAUCGCAGGCCAGCGCGGAGCAAAGAGCGGGUCGAGCUGGGCGUACUGGUCCGGGACAUUCAUACAGACUUUAUAGUAGUGCAGUGUACCAACAUGACUGUCCUCCACACCACCCACCUGACUUGUGUCGAAGACCUGUUGACGAUUUGGUUCUGCAGAUGAAGUGUAUGGGCAUUGAUAAGGUGGUAAACUUUCCGUUCCCCACGGCACCGGAUCGUUUGCAGCUUCGUCUUGCCGAAAAGCGUCUCGAAAUAUUGGGUAUUUUGACGAAACCCGAAUGCAGCAGCAAAAGGAAAGACAAUGAAGAGGUGCUAAAGGUAACAGCACUGGGUAAGGCAGUGUCUGCCUUCCCGCUGCUUCCACGCUACGGGAAAAUGCUCGCGUUGAGUCAUCAACAGAACCUCUUACCGUACACCAUUGCUUUGGUCUCUGCACUCACUGUUCCUGAAGUAAUGACGGGCAAGUCAGACUGUUGGCCCGCGACUGGCAACUUGCUACUACUGGGAGACCCGGGCGUACUUUUGCGAGCCGUCGGCGCGGCCGAGUUCGCACACGUCAAAGGCGAAGAAGAACUCUUCUGCGCUAAGUAUGGAUUGAGGGAGAAGGCAAUCAAAGAAAUCCGGAAGCUUCGUAAGCAACUGAGUUCUGAAAUCAGUCUGAGCGUGGCGGGUGUAGACGUUACCAUCGACCCGGAGAUGAAGCCUCCUGAUGACAACCAAGCAAGGUUGUUGCGGCAAUUGUUGCUUAGUGGACUGGGAGACCAAGUCGGCAGGAAGAUUGGUCUUAAUGAAGUCAAAGAGGGGGAAGACAAGCGUAAAUUCAAAUACGCCUAUCACUGCGGUGAACUGGACGAACCAGUCCAUCUCCACUCUGAAUCGAUUCUUCGAAAGACUAUACCCGAAUGGGUGAUAUACCAGGAACUCUAUGAGACUGGUGCUGAAGAUAGAAGAAAGAUGGUCAUGAGAAACGUGACAGCCAUUGAGCCGGAAUGGUUGCCUGUUUAUGUGCCUCACUUGUGUAAUUUAGGUGAACCUCUAUCAGAUCCCGAACCGCGCUACGAUGAGAAGUCGGGGAGAGUGAAGUGCCAUUUCAAAGGCACCUUCGGCAAGGCCGGCUGGGAGCUGCCUACCGUCGAAAUUGACUUUCCCGACAAGAUUGAACGAUAUCGGUGGUUUGCAAAAUUCGUUCUAGAAGGUUCAGUGUUCCCGAAAUUGCGUAAAUACACAAGCUCUUUGCUCUCACCUCCAUCUACAAUGGUCAAAAGCUGGGCGAAGUUACAACCCAGAAUAGAAGUACUGCUCAAAGCUUUUAUUAUGAAAAGGAUUGGCACUAGAGAUGAUUUGAAGAACAUUUGGCAAGAGCAGUCUAAUUAUUUAUUAGACGAAUAUUUAAAAUGGCUGCCGGAGUCUGCGCACAACGAAGCUACAUUAUAUUGGCCACCUUUGUAA